Molecule: messenger RNA, 1135 nt
Organism: Aspergillus wentii DTO 134E9
Lineage: Eukaryota; Fungi; Ascomycota; Eurotiomycetes; Eurotiales; Aspergillaceae
Product: phosphatidylglycerophosphatase
Exons: 1
Coding region: 171-893 (240 amino acids)
Molecular function (GO): phosphatidylglycerophosphatase activity
Source: RefSeq, a predicted model, not a curated record
AGAGAAAUGCUUGCUCUUGCUCUUAUAACAGACGUUCAUUUUUAAUUCAUUGAUUAUUCUUAUCAUGCAUUGCUAAUACCCAUAUACAAUCUUUACCUUUGCAUCAUUAUCCCACCCAUAAAUAUACAUACCAGUACAUACACACGGACAAGGCAAAAAACACCAACAUCAUGACAAACACCAACCUCCGCGGCUUCAACCUAGCCGUACAAACCCUCCUCAAAAACCCACCCCAAUUCCUCCCCCACCUCACCGUUCCAACCUUCACUCACCUCCCCGAAAACCUCGGACCCCAUCUCACCACCACCACCGCGCAAUCAGGCAGGAAAAGUCCCACCAUCCGCGCCCUCGUCCUCGAUAAAGACAACACCCUCUGCCCGCCAAAAACGACCGACUUCCCGCCGCAGAUUAUCGAGAAGCUGCGUGCGCUGCGCACGUCGCGCACCUCCCUGUUUAACCAGGAGACGGCACCGGAUGCGAUUUUGAUUGUGUCGAAUCGGGCGGGGAGUCAUCCACGGUUUGAGGCGGAGGCGGUUGAGAUUGAGGGGCGGUUGGCGGAGUUUAAGAUUCCGGUGUUUCGGCUGCCUGAGGGGACGGAGAAGAAGCCGUUUUGUGGGAAGGAGGUUAUUUCUUGGUUUCGGGAGAGGGGGGUCGUGACGAGACCGGAUGAGAUUGCUGUUGUUGGGGAUCGGUUGGGGACUGAUGUCUUGAUGGCUGCGGCUAUGGGGUCAUGGAGUGUAUGGUGUCGAGAUGGGGUGUAUGAGGGUGUUGAUCCGAAGAAAGGGAGACCGGAUAUGAAUAUCCUCGAGAAGAUGGAGAUGUGGGUGGAAAGAUAUCUCAGGGAGUCCAAGGGAUUCAAAGCGCCGUCACCCAAGAGGUGGGAUUCCCAAUAAUUUGUACGAUAGUUGAUACCCGUGUACAUUAGAUCUUAUAAUCAGUCCAUCAUACUAUGAUCUGUAAAUUUUGACAGUAGAAAAUGAAUCUUGAUUCUGCUAAGUUUAUAUACUGCCUACCAGUCGUUCAUUGAUCAACUGCAACUGUACCAUCCAAGGCAGAGCCCACGUAGAGGAUAUCUCAACUCCACCGAGAACCAGCCAUGGAAAAGGCACUGGUACAGCAGAUGUCAACCAGAAGA